Lasiodiplodia theobromae is the source of this 1587-nucleotide messenger RNA. RefSeq lists its product as uncharacterized. The record is from RefSeq and is a predicted model, not a curated record. Bases 1 to 1587 code for a protein of 528 amino acids. The transcript has 2 exons. NCBI's taxonomy places the organism in Eukaryota, Fungi, Ascomycota, Dothideomycetes, Botryosphaeriales, Botryosphaeriaceae.
AUGUCUUCUGACAGCGACGACAUACCGAUCCGCCCUAGGCGCUCCCUUACCACAAGCUCACGGCUACCAGGCGCAAAUGCGCAAGGUGGGCAGGUUGGACCUGCCCAGCAAAGGAUUCAGACCGGGUCUUCCAGUGGCCUCGAAGCAGAGUCUGAAGACGUUGACCUUGCGGAAGCUCAGGCGUCUCCCGACAGCGAUAGUGAGCCAACGCAAGGCGAGCAAGAGAACACGCGUUCGGCCAAAGCUUUAGAGGAAGAAUCUGAUGCAGAUUCGACCAACCAGGAGUCUGAGAUGAACCAGACUGAGGCGGAUUCGCAAGAGUCCGAGAUAAGCCAGGAUGAGGCGGACUCGCAGGAGGACGAGAUUGUAGCAGAGCCAGAAACUCAGCAUGUUUAUCCAGUCUUCCGACCUGUUACACGGAAACAAGCCUCUGGCGGAUCUGCUCCGGCGGCACCGAACACCUUCCAGCAAGAGCUAGAGAAGGGCUUCCACUUCCUAGCGGAAUACGUGCGAGAGCAAGAUCUGCGCAGGAUCAAGGCGAAAGAGGUCAAGAACAUGGACUCUGCCGCUUGGAUCAAGCAUUGCGUCUCGAUUCUCGCCUCGACUCCCACGCCUAUUCUCGCAGAGAUUAUGGGCGGGAAUCUCGCAAAGGCAAAGAUAGAGGACAGGAAUGGCAUAGCGAAGAUCUUGCGCCCGCACGAAGAGCGGUUGAACUUGAGCAACGGUAAAGAUGCGCCGGCUAUUUACCACAUUCUUCUUGUCGAUAAGGACGGAAAUUCGCCUUCGGCGAACGAGCUCACGCAAGUUAUCAAAGUGCUGCGGAAGUACCCCAACAAAGGGGAAUGGGAACUGGCCAACAAGAUUGACCAGAUGGUUGGCUCGGAUGCGAAAAACAGAUUCACAACUGACACGGCCAAGCAAGGUAGGAGACGCUAUCUCUGCGAUCUCGAUGAAUACAAGGUGAAGGAGCAUCGAGUCCAGAACUUGGAGGAGUUCUGCAAUGCUUUAGAGAGACGAAUCCAGAAUAUACCACAGGCGGACCGUGACAAGCCGCUUGAAGCUCCGCUUCGGUAUUUCGGGUACGGCGACGCUUUUACGCGUACGAAGUGCCACCUGACGCACAAGAGCUCAAAUUACAUCAUGGGUCUUGUGGAUGCAGUAUUGUCCGAAAUACUGUUCACCGCCAUCGGUGAUGGAUACAUCGAUGAUGGCGGUGGUUUUAGUCACGAGCCCGCAGGCUCGAACAACUGGAGUGGCCAGAAAACUACUGACCGUCAAUGGGAGCGUGCUGCUAAAUGGACUUUGAAGCACACUCCAUAUAUACAAAACCUCGAGUUGCAUCGAAAGGUGCUGGAGGAGGAAGCGAACCUUCCUCAAAAGAUUGCUGAGCUCAAGGCUGACACAGCUAACCUCGAAGAACAGGAACAGGAGACCUGGGAUGAGCUGGAACCCCAGCUUAUCUCUAGGGUUCAGGAUACUGUUGAAGCGUCCCGUACAGUUACGGGCGAAGUUAACAAUUUCGUCGAUUUAUGGGACAAAUUGUUAGAAGAGACUUUGGGCCAUGAGUCUGAAGAGAGCGAUGAAUAG